UUAAAUGAUAAGUUGUCAGUUGGAAGUCAACAGUGAGAAAGGCUGGUCGUGUGUUGAAGAAGUGCAUCCGAUAAAAGGCACUCAGUGAAUACCGAUACACACAGUUUGCUACUGGGCUAGGCUGACGAGGAAAAUUGUGUUGCACCGUCCACUAGCUGACAAGGGAAAUCUGUUUCUGUGGAUUACCUGGAUCACAAGCUGUAUCCUCAAGAACCCACGCAAGGCAUCAGCUAAUCAACUGACUCCCACAACCAACAACAUCAACAGCAUCUUGUUGAAAAGCUACGCCGUGCCUUUCCUCGCAAACUCCUGUUUUGGAAUGCUCUGAUGAUCACCAACGGAUAAUUACUACUAAUUUGCAGAAAGUUACUCCGUGAAGAGACACAAAGUCGAUCCUAAUAAAGACAGACUGAAGGCUUAAAAUAAUGGAAGGCAAAAAGGAUACCACUUUGACGAAGAUCUUCGUUGGCGGCUUGCCUUUCCACACGACCAAUGAUAAGCUACGGGAGUUCUUCGAGCCGUUCGGCGAGAUUGAAGAAGCCGUGGUCAUCACAGAUAGAAACUCCGGCAAGAGCAAGGGAUACGGCUUCGUAACGAUGGCAACCAAGGAUGCAGCGAGGUUAGCGUGCGCAGACGCUAACCCCAUCAUCGAUGGGCGGAAGGCCAACGUCAAUCUGGCCAUUAUUGGCGCCAAGCCAAGAAACAACGCCACACACAACACGGCAGAGCAGAUUCAGUACGCCAUUGCCAGACACCAUCAGGCGAAUAUAACCCACCACAACGCCUGCCACACAGUGCCGUCCAUUGCUUCGACUCCAUUUGGGAAUGGUAUUUACUAUGAUGACUUAGCUACAAAGGCACAAGGACAAGGAAGAUUAGCCGCCCAGUACAUCUACCCACAGUACUAUGUCGCCCAUCCGUCCAUCGCCUACCAGCAUCAGAACCAGGGCUACCUGGACUAUUCCACGGCCUACGCCUACCACCAGCACCUAAACACGGCUGGGGUGGACCCCUACACGUACGCCGCGGGCCAGGGGGCUUACGUGCCCCCUUCCCCCACCAGCACCACCUUCCAGUACCAGGUACCCCAGACAGGUCAGCAGGCCAUCCAGCCCGCCGCCCUGCCGGCCAGCACGGCCAAUAUCUACCAAGCGCAGUUCCAGGCCGCCCAAACCGCCCAGCCAGUCUGUGAGAGAAUGUAGUACCCUCACCAAACUUUUAAAUAAAAAAGAAAACUGAGGAGAGACUAAGUAGCCAGUCUGCCAUCCAUAGAAUUCAGAAUUUGUUGUUGAUGUA
Molecule: messenger RNA, 1296 nt
Organism: Patiria miniata (bat star)
Lineage: Eukaryota; Metazoa; Echinodermata; Asteroidea; Valvatida; Asterinidae
Product: RNA-binding protein 38-like
Exons: 5
Coding region: 426-1202 (258 amino acids)
Cellular component (GO): cytosol
Molecular function (GO): RNA binding
Source: RefSeq, a predicted model, not a curated record